Exaiptasia diaphana is the source of this 906-nucleotide messenger RNA. Its product is annotated as substance-K receptor-like. The transcript is spliced from 3 exons. NCBI's taxonomy places the organism in Eukaryota, Metazoa, Cnidaria, Anthozoa, Actiniaria, Aiptasiidae. The record is from RefSeq and is a predicted model, not a curated record. Gene Ontology annotation, cellular component: membrane. Gene Ontology annotation, molecular function: G protein-coupled receptor activity. Gene Ontology annotation, biological process: G protein-coupled receptor signaling pathway.
GCCAAAAUUACAUUUUUUUAAGGUUUCCAGUACUUAUUGCAAGCCAACGACGUAGACAGCCGGACCAAAGCAGCUUUAAUUUGCUUUACAUCUAUUGUGACUUUGUGUUCAAUUGUGUGCAACAGCGUCAUCAUCCACAGUGUUCGAGUCAACCGAUAUAUGCACACAACCAUCAACUAUUUCAUCGUCAACAUGGCGGUAUUAGACCUAUUAUAUUCUCUGACCAGYAGUCCAGUUCUUGUCCACUACACCCUCAAGUGGCWCCUGUGGUUACCCGGAGGUUUCGGCCGAGCCACGUGUACUGGAAAUAUCUUUUUGAAAUAUACAAUGGUAUUAUCUUCGAUAUUCAGCCUGGUCGUUAUCACCUUUGAUCGAUUUAUGGCCGUGAGUUACCCUUUGAAGUACAAAACCUCUAGACCAUCGUGUAAAUAUMUUAUGCCUGUAACCUGGGGACUUUCAUUGGGACUGUCAUCUGUGAUGGUAUUCUUUGGCGGUUCGUUGAUUAAUCUUCCAAAUGGMAACUCCUACUGCAUACGCAAAGAAUCAUUUCCCRUYCUGGUGUURACAGUCGUUGGGUACCUGAUUCCGCUUGCUGUYGUCAUMAYUUUGUGCUUUCUGAUUGGAUAUAAGCUUUGGACAAGAAACGUGCCCGGAGAAGAGGAGCCACAAGCRCAAAGAGCUGCAAGUGUGAGGACAUCUAAGAAAAAAUUAUCAAGGAUUUGUAUCAAUAUCUUCUUGAAAUCUGUUGCUUCAUGAUUAUUAGAUACACUGAUGACCAGGAAGGACAUAAAGGAGACCAAGUCAAAGAACAACUCAAUGCUGUUAUGUGCWAUCGCACUGGAGCAAGAAAAUGUUUUWAAGAGUAUCACUAUGGAUACGCCCCAAGAGAGUGAUARYGACUUGUAA